Messenger RNA from Diabrotica virgifera virgifera (western corn rootworm), 513 nucleotides. Its product is annotated as zinc finger protein 85-like. The transcript has 3 exons. Gene Ontology annotation, biological process: regulation of transcription by RNA polymerase II. The record is from RefSeq and is a predicted model, not a curated record. Gene Ontology annotation, cellular component: nucleus. Bases 1 to 513 code for a protein of 170 amino acids. Gene Ontology annotation, molecular function: RNA polymerase II cis-regulatory region sequence-specific DNA binding; DNA-binding transcription activator activity, RNA polymerase II-specific. NCBI's taxonomy places the organism in Eukaryota, Metazoa, Arthropoda, Insecta, Coleoptera, Chrysomelidae.
AUGGAAAUAAAACAAGAAGGUAGUGAGAAAAGUUGUAAAAUGGAAAUAGAUAAUAAUGACACGUGUGUUGGUCUUUUGGAUACGUUCAAAAUUGAGAUCAAGGAAGAACCCAAGACAGAACCUGCAUACCACACAUUUGUUGAUUUAGAUUUAAACAAAUUCCCCCUAAAAACUGAAGUAGAACAAGAUGAAUAUAAAUUUUCACCACUUGAAGAAAAGCCAACAAAAAACGAAGAAAGUUAUCCCCAGGAGGAGAAUAAAAUAAAAAUUAUGGAAACGUUACAUUCGUCUCAUAAAAGAAAAUAUACACGUCAAGAUGCCGAAGGAAAAUCCGUAAAUAAAAAUAUAAAAAUUCAGACUAGACAGGAACGUUACAAGUGUGAAAUUUGCUUUAAGCAGUUAAAUCGAGCAGGUGAUUUGAAAGUUCAUUUGAGAGUUCACACUGGAGAAAACUCUCACAAGUGUGAAGUAUGUUUCAAGCAAUUUAAUCAAGCGGGUAACAUGUGGUCGUAG